CGAUUUUACCAUUUUCUACGGAUUUAUUUCUGAAAACAGAUAUUUAUUCAUAAUAUCAAAAUAUUAAAAAAAAUAUGGCGGGCAACAUAAAAAAUGAGGGAAUAAAAGCUCUUCCAAAAUUAGAAUAUAGUACAUCGUACCGAAAGGCUCAUGCAUGGAUUGCCCCCGUUGCCCAAAACUUGGACAUAGUUGUAAGCGUUCAGAUAAGAAACCAAGAAGACAAGCAACUUCGGCACGUGCGCUAGACUUUACUCGUCUCAUUGAAGAUCACUACAAGUCCGAUCAUGUUCGUAAUUAUCCAGCACGUGCAGGUUCGAAGAACCCGUACCAUAUGACCAAACCACCAGUUUGUGACACCGUUAAGUUUGUGACCACUUUUGAACAAAAACUAUUUAGAGAUCCUCCACGGCCCAUCAUGCCGUUUCAAUCCGAAAUGAAGGGAGCUUAUUCAAAGAAACCCUUACCAUUUGAAGGAAGACUUGUGUUUCCACCCAACCCAUAUCGGGUUUGUGCAAUGCGGGCAUUCGGGCGCGAUGAGCAACCACCACUGGUACCAGAACAGCCUGGUAUGAUGAAAAAUCUCGAUAUUUAUAUGACUACAUCACGGGCUGAUUAUAUUCCGUAUUCUGUCAUUCAACAACGCGGAAUUGCGUGUAAAGACAUAGUGACUUAUUAUGAUUCGGUUGGAGUUCCUCGAGGAGGGAAGGGUUAUGGUCCUAAAAAGGACACUAAGAUUGAACCAAUAGUGAAAACAAAGAAGGCAGUAUAUAACAGAAAAUGGAAGAAAGUUCAAAAUCCAUUGCAAACAAUUCCACAUAGAGCUUUUAAAAGUGAAUACAGUGAAAAUUAUCAACCAAGUACGAAGUCAGAGAUGGAAGCGUAUAGUAAUUUAUCAACUGUUGCAACAUUUCCUUCGAUUUCACAUAUAUCUCCUUGGCAAAAUAUUUGCCCACCGGGAAUGUAUUGUACUGAAACUUGUCACAUAGGUACUGGUUAUCCUAUCCACGCCGUCAUUGAAACUACUCCACCAAAACGCGAAUAUAAGCAUACAAUUGGAUGCAAAUGUUAGAAGAAGAAAACAAAACUCAAAUUAAAUUAAUGCGUAGUAAAAUUUAAAAUUAUUACAUAUAGUAGAAUAAUUUUAAACGAUGCUUUAGCCUUGGUAAGAAAAUAAAAACAGAAAGGCUUUACGAUGUCUCCCAGACACUGGAUGUCAGUGUCCUCGAAAAGCUGACCCUGUGUCAUAGUUCGCUAGUCUCCUUUCGUUCAAGUUCAUCGUUCGGGGGUGUGAGAAGUCUGAUGCGUCUGGUGCGUUUGUUGGGUCUAGUGCGGUUGAAAUGAUGAUCGCGAGGUCGAUGGACCAGACCAGCGAGACCAUUAAAAGGAGAAAAUAAAUCCCUAUAUAAGCAAAACAAAUAAAUUUAAUUAAAAAUGCA
Molecule: messenger RNA, 1436 nt
Organism: Dalotia coriaria
Lineage: Eukaryota; Metazoa; Arthropoda; Insecta; Coleoptera; Staphylinidae
Exons: 5
Coding region: 155-1069 (304 amino acids)
Source: RefSeq, a predicted model, not a curated record